This is a messenger RNA of Cyprinus carpio (common carp), 4760 nucleotides long. RefSeq names its product transcription factor MafG. The record is from RefSeq and is a predicted model, not a curated record. NCBI's taxonomy places the organism in Eukaryota, Metazoa, Chordata, Actinopteri, Cypriniformes, Cyprinidae. Gene Ontology annotation, cellular component: nucleus. Gene Ontology annotation, molecular function: RNA polymerase II cis-regulatory region sequence-specific DNA binding; DNA-binding transcription factor activity, RNA polymerase II-specific. Gene Ontology annotation, biological process: regulation of transcription by RNA polymerase II; regulation of epidermal cell differentiation. The transcript has 3 exons. The coding region runs from base 187 to 804 and encodes 205 amino acids.
UCUUCACAUAAAUAUACCUGAAGCAGCUGUAUAAACGCACGUGUAUUUAUUAUUCAAAAUGCAAACGAGCUCCUGUGUAUCAUAAACACAUUUAAUAAGCGUGACUGGAGUCAGAGAAGCACAGCCUAUGGGGAUUCCCUGUGAGGAUUAGAGGCAUUAUAGUGACAGCUAGGGGGAUGUGCAGAAAUGCGCGCGCGCGCGCACUCACAUACACACACACAUACAUCAGCACAAAGCUGCUGUUUCAUCAUAAGGGCGCUGUGCGCUUCAGCAUCAGACCUUUCGAGUGGGGCAGUGGAGAGUGGGUCUCGUGGUAUGACUACUACAAACAAGGGCAACAAAGCACUAAAGGUGAAGCGAGAGCCAGGUGAAAAUGGCACAAGUCUUACAGAUGACGAGCUGGUGUCUAUGUCUGUGCGGGAGCUGAACCAGCACUUACGUGGUCUGUCGAAAGAUGAGAUCCUGCAGUUGAAACAGCGGCGGCGCACGCUCAAAAACCGUGGCUAUGCUGCCAGCUGCCGCGUCAAACGUGUCACACAAAAGGAGGAGCUGGAGAAACAGAAGGCGGAGCUUCAGCAGGAGGUGGAGAAACUCGCCUCGGAAAAUGCUAGCAUGAAGGUGGAGCUUGAUGUGCUGCGCUCCAAAUAUGAGGCUCUCCAGAGUUUUGCCAGAACUGUGGCCCGCAGCCCUGUUGCCACUGCCAGGGGCCCCAUCACAUCUGUCAUAGGGCCCCUCAUACCAGGAAAAGUGGCCGCCACCAGUGUCAUCACGAUUGUGAAGUCCAAAACAGAAGCACGGUCAUAAUGCACAAACGGGGAACAUUUGUAAGUAUAUUGGUCAGCGUAUUUAUCAGGCACAGGGUUACUUAUGUUAUAUGCCGUGAUAAAAUUCAGCAAGAUGAUCUGCUUUGUGACCAUAAAAAAUCUAAACAGACAACACUAAAGUCCCUCUGAUGUCAUUUACAACCCUUGUUGUUAAUGAACGACAAUUGUUAUCAGCGUAUCAUUUAUCGGAAUAUUUCACACUUGAGGUUCCACAAACAUUAUUAGAAAAAUAUGCCAUAUAUACUGAAAAAAAUUAUACUACAUAUUUUUAAGGUAAGGGGUGGCAAACAAUUUAUUUUAGUUACAUUUUGAAAAAAAUUAUUUUGAAAGUUAGUCAUCUAAAUGUGUUUAUUUAAAUGUAGCUAAGAUAAAUUGAUUGCAACAACUUAUCUUCAAAUUUCUUUUUAGAAAAUUCAAUUAAUCUUUUUUUUUUUCAGUGUAGUCACCGUCAUGUUAUACCAAACCAGAAUAACUUGGUCCAUGGAACACAAAAUUUGUUUUUGUGCUGCUUUUUUCCACACAGUAGAAAAUAUAUACUUACUAGCGAGUGUCACAAAAGUUUUUAAAAUGCACCAUAAAUGUAUCAUGAAAACAGUCACAUUGUAACAUUUAAACCUCUUGUGAUUAAAAACAAAACAACUGAUGCCAUUUGUCAUCACUUAGGGUUACAAGUAACAACAGUAGAUUACUUCUUAAAGUAGCUAUUAAAGUAACACAUUGCUUUUAAAUUUACAAAAAAAUAUCUGAGUUUUUCAAAUAAGUAACGCAAGUUACUUUGUUUUUCCAUUUAUUCAUUAUCACCUCUUCUAUCCUCAUGUUGAGUGAAAGGGCCUUUACAGUUGCCAAAAAUAUAACUUUUGGGUUUUUUGUUAUUAAAAAAACAAAUAAGCAAGCCAGGUUACAAAAAGUAACGUAAUGGAUUAAUUCCUAUAAAAAGUAACGCUAUAUUGCAAUGCACUACUUUUAAAAAUUAACUUUCCGCAACACCAUUUGUUAUGGACAUCAAACCUAAAGCAGUGCAUCUUAUGACACAAAAUAUAAAUACAUGCAUGUGCUAAUGGAAGAGAAGGAGAGAUUGUUAAUGAAUAAAUUGAAUUGGAGUGUGUUACUUAUGGAAAUAUUUUUAUCCUUUUUGGGGCUUGACAGACAUGGCCACUGUAUGCUUUUGGAAUGACAUGAACCCUCAUGUCAAUCCAAAAACAUUAAUUUUCUCAUUUUGGGUUAACUGUUCCCUUUCGCGCCAACUUGAGUUACCUGUGCUUGAUAUUGUCCACUGACUGAUAUACAGAUGGGGAAAAGUAAAUUUAUUCACUAUUCUAUCAGAAAUGGCGGUGUUCCCUUAAGACAUAUGGAUCUUGUAAUUCACAAAGCUAGCAAAAAUUCUUUUCAUCUAUCAGUUUUCUUUCCUGUUAAGUUCAAUUCCAUUAGUGGAAUGAUGUUUACAAGUUAUAUUCUGAGGAAUAUGACCAGGAGAGGCAAUAAACUACUGUAUUUAUGCAUGGGAGAGCAGAGGCUCUGUUGAGCUGUCUGGCAGGUGAUGUUCAUCUUUUGCAGACAUGAGAAAGCCUUUUCUUAAAGAUAUCGUAGAGAGAGGAGGCAUUUACUUGUUUUUAGAAAAGUUGGUAAACCGUGUUGGUAAAACUGAUCAUUCUAGCUUUGUUCGGCGUCGUAGAGCUGUAGUUUUGUUGUUCUGUGCUUUGUGUGGAUGGGCUGGUCUCAGUUAAUUUUCCCGAAGCAACCCAACACAAGCUUUAUUGUUGAAUUGUUAGCAAAUGCUCUCUGAUGUCUUACUCCAGCUACUUUGUUGUUUUUCUUUCCUGAAUAAGAGAAAAAAAAAGUUUAAUUUAAUUUAUUUAUAUGAACAAAAAAUAGUUUGAUAUCAAUUUUGCAAUUGUACCAAAAGUGGCUUAUUAUUGAAGUCUGAUUGCUUUUCUAGUAAGUAGGCGCGUGCAGUGGGGUAGCGCGUGGCGUGCUGUGUAUGUGGUCAGGUGGCAGUGUUGUUCACUCUGUAAGUGUCCAGCUGUAUGUAUUAAAUGAAUAUUAUAAAGUAAUAUUGAUGGUGUACAGAAGCCAGUUGUUCAUAUGGCUCCUUCCAUAUCUCUGUAAUGAAGAUGUCUUGCACUCAGAACAUCUGGGUUUUGUUGAAUGAUAUAAUUUCCAGCUUUACUGCAGCUAACUAUAACAAACCCAAUGUGUAGCUUCAUAAUGGUGCAUAGCCAGUCUGCAGUUCUCUUCCAGCACAGGUGGUUGGGAAAAACACAGUUUAUCCUUAAUGUUUGAGGGCAACAAAAAUAGCAAGACCUGAAUUUAAAGUUGAGGUUCUGUUCCAAAACCUAGUGAACUGUCCAUUUUAAGGCAUCAUAUAUGCUCUCCCAACAUGAAGACUGUUGAAAGCGACACCAAAUAAGGAAGUAUGGCAUGGCAUAGAACGAGUGACAAACUCGCUGAAAAAGAAAUGCAUCUAUCUGUUCUCCAAACCACUAUAUAAUAAACAGCCAAUUCUUCGUGAGUAAAAUAAGACAAGUAAAGAAAUAAGUAGAAUGCGACUUGAUUUGAAAAUCAAUGUCAGCUGAACAGGAAAGGUGGAUGAUGUUAUUACAUUUACAUUUAUUUAUUUGUAUAGUGCUUUUCACAAUACAAAUCGUUGCAAAGCAACUUUACAGAAAAUUACGUUUCUACUAUAUAUUUAGUAGUAGCUUAUCAGUGGUGACUGUCAGUUAAUGUACAUAUGGCAGAAAUGUACGGACAAAUUAAGACGUAAUUAAACAGACGAUGAAUAGUAUUAACAGCAAUUAUUAUAUGAUGCAAUCAAACAAUAUGAUGCAAUCAAACUCAUUUUUAAAAGGUUUGUAUAUAAAUUAACAAAAGUUGAGUUUUUUUAUCCAACACUUGUUUGUGGUAUUUAUUUAUUGUUCAUUAGACGUAUUGUUGGUUAAACUUAGCAACUUUCUAACAUCAAACUCUAUUGAAAUCAACUGUGAGUUCAGUGUUUUGACCUAUAUAGAAUAUUUUGGAUCAGUCACUUACAGUACGAGGCUCUUUUUUAGUUCUGAUGCUGCUUACCGUAUGUCUACAGACAGCAACGCAGUCCCUCACUAGGGUUUGGAACAGAGCUAUAAUAUUUAAAAAGUUAAUUGACUGUCAACCCUGUCAUCUUGCUCAUGUUCUAUAUCUGAUGGACAGAUGUUGUCUUUGGAUUCAGAGCAGAACUACAUACAGUGCAAAGAUGUUUGAAAUAAGCUUCAUGAGACUCCUCUGUGAGAGAUGAUCAGGGUAAGUGAAAUGCACUAAUGAAAUGGGCUUAUUUUAAUAUGCUAUUCCCUGUUGUUAUCUCAGGACAUACAGUAUGUUUAGUGUAAUAUAAAAAUAAAAAGCACCAGAAGUACUUCAUCUUGUCACCCUGAUUGAAAAUCAGCUGAAUCAGUGAAGUGAACAGAAUAUACAUAAAGUAAUGCAUAUGACUUUUUCGCUCUAUAUUCCAAGUCGUAUAAGGCUAAACAAUAAAAUGUAAUUUAUUCUUUGCAAAUCAUCCCCUUAAACAUCAGUUCUAAUAAAAUGUGUUCACUCUUAUACGAAAUAUUAUGCACAAUAUAACGUUUAUCAUUCUUAUUAAAUUAAAUGUGUAAUAAGCAGGAUAAUGUACAGAGGCAAAAUGAACCCUUCAGGGUGAUAAAAGGUCUAAUCCUGAUCACCUAGUGGGGCUUAUUUUACAGCCGAAACACAUUGCUAAGUAAUGAAGACAGCUUUCGUUUAUGGAUGAACUAUUCCUUUAAGGAGAAAUUAACACAUUAAAACUGAUUCACUGUGACAAGAAUGCACUGCCCUCUUACCUCAACUCCACCUCACAUUGUAGAUUCAAGGCCAGAUUCUGAAAACCUUUCUACCCGCCAUCAGAAAGAGGUUUUGCAACAGUAAAAUAUGCAUCCCACGUUAUCA